Linum tenue is the source of this 258-nucleotide messenger RNA. Lineage: Eukaryota; Viridiplantae; Streptophyta; Magnoliopsida; Malpighiales; Linaceae. The record is from the annotation of a GenBank genome assembly.
AUGAUAGACACCAUGGGAGAGGAGUCAGAUGCGAACGUCACCGGCACCGUAGCAAGUCCUCGUCUUCACUCUUCUGCAGCAAACGCGCCAACGAGGACGUACGUGAGGAACGCCAAAGCGAUGGCGGCGACUCCUUCGGACAUAAAGGAGUACUCAAAUGCCUACGCGUUCAUAAACGACAUGCCCAGGAAGACGGCAAGGGAAGUGCAACGAUUAAACUCUGGGACCCUGAAUUUUGUCAAUCUGCUUGGCGAUUAA